Messenger RNA from Ctenopharyngodon idella (grass carp), 1365 nucleotides. RefSeq names its product leucine zipper and CTNNBIP1 domain containing (gene lzic). The transcript is spliced from 8 exons. The record is from RefSeq and is a predicted model, not a curated record. Gene Ontology annotation, molecular function: beta-catenin binding. NCBI's taxonomy places the organism in Eukaryota, Metazoa, Chordata, Actinopteri, Cypriniformes, Xenocyprididae. The coding region runs from base 220 to 792 and encodes 190 amino acids.
CUCUGCGCAGCGUUUACGCAGAAAAAACAUCGGCUAAGAUAAAGUGCUAGCAAACCACACCUUAGCAACUGGACUUAGGAACUUAAAUCAUAUUGUAAUUUCGUCUUUAUCAGUAGGAGUUUUAUUGGAGAAAAAGUACGGCCAACACUGUUUACUAAUUCUGAUCAGAUCAGAUCAGAUCAGAAAUAACUGUGGAUAGCAGAUCAUAACAGAUAAAGAAUGGCGUCUCGGGGGAAAUCAGAAACAAGCAAGCUGAGACAAAACAUGGAAGAACAGUUGGACCGGUUAAUGCAACAGCUCCAGGAUUUAGAGGAGUGCAGAGAAGAGCUUGAAGAGGAGGAAUACGAAGAAACCAAAAAAGAGACACUAGAACAGUUGAGCGAGUUCAAUGAGUCAUUGAAGAAGUUGAUGUCUGGGAAUAUGACACUAGUUGAUGAAUUGGGGGGAAUGCAACUGGCGAUCCAAGCUGCCAUCAGUCAAGCAUUCAAGACCCCUGAAGUUAUCCGGCUGUUUGCUAAAAAGCAGCCAGGGCAACUGAGAACGAGACUGGCUGAGAUGGACCGUGAUGUGAUGGUUGGAAAGCUCCCUCGAGAUGUAUACACUCAACAGAAAGUGGAGAUCCUCACGGCUCUGAGAAAACUUGGCGAGAAGCUGACAACCGAGGAUGAAGCGUUUCUUGCUGCAAAUGCUAGUGCCACUCUGAGCCACUUUGAGAAAGUGACUGCGAACCUGGGAUCCGAAGAUAAGAUAAUGGCAUUGGCCAGUUCUGGAGUUGAGAAGACCCAGACAUAAGUCUGGUUUAAUAGGAUUUUUAAAACAAAUUGUGAGCGUGGCCUAAAUACUGUCUGUGAGGUUUACAGUAUUUUGUGUGUUUUUAUGAUUUUAACAGUGGUUGCAAUUUCUACACUUAGGAAAAGAAUUGGCAGAUGACAUCAUCUGGUCACUCAACCUUAAGUAUCUACGUUGGGAGUCAUCAGGCAGUUAUUUGUAUUGUAUACAUCCUAUUCAUUUUAUGUUUGAUUGUACAUUCUGAUUUGGGUACAGUGAAAAACUUGUUUACAUUUUCAGUCAAAUGUCUCAAAUAUUUACACAUAAAAGCGCAUUUUAGAAUAGUUCUUAUUUUCUGAAUACAGAGAGUUAAGAUUGCCAUUAUUCAAAAUGAUCUUGAUUCAUUUUUAACCCUCUGGUUGCAAUGUAAUUUAUUAACCUUAUCAAGUUGUCUGCCAAUACGCCUUUUGGUACUAGUAUUUGAUAGUAACAUAGACUGUAAUUACUAUGCCUUUUAAUUUUGUUUGUCAUUACUUUUUUAACCAGUUGUGAUAUUUGUAAAUAUUUUGUAUUUGAAUAUAUUUGAUUAUCUGAAAA